AUGGGUUCUUCGUCUUCAAAAACAGCAGCUCCAUCUCAACUUCUUGAAAACCCAUGGAGGCAAAUUAACUAUGGAGAAAACCCAACUGAUCAGCAUUUUGUGGAGAACUACAAACCUCGGGCUGAAGAACAAAAUCUUAGGAUCCUCCUUCAUGGUCCAGUUGGAGCUGGAAAAUCUAGUUUCAUCAAUUCUGUAAACAGUGUCUUACAAAAGAGAAUACGUUGUGAUGCUUUGGUGGCUAACUCUUGUGACUGUUUCACCAAAAAGUAUACAACCUACAGGAUCAAAAAGGGACAUACCUUUUACCCUUUUGUCCUAAAUGACAUGGUAGGGUUGAAAGACACAACCACCAGAAGAAACAGAAGGAUUCAUGUGAAAGAUGUCAAACAGGCGCUGAAGGGCCACAUAAAAGAUGGUUACGUGUUCCACCCUGAAAAUAAACUGUCAAAAGGCGAUAGAUACUACAACAGAACUCCAACUGAGAACGACAAAGUGCACGUUUUGGUUUGUGUUGUUGAUGCCAACACUGUAUCCCUGAUGAGCGAUGCCACUGUGGAAGCAAUACAGGAUGUCAGAGAUGAAGCCACUGAGCUGGAGAUUCCACAAGUGGCAAUUUUCACCAAAAUUGACGAGGCUUUUCCUGAGAUAAAUCAUGAUGUGACAAAUGUCUACAGGAGCAAAUCUCUGCAGGAAAGGAUUGAGCUGUUCAGCAAACGUGUGGGCAUCCCUAUUAACUUUAUUUUUCCGGUGAAGAACUACCACUCAGAAAGAGAACUGAAUCCUGACAUUGAUGCUAUAAUAAUGAACGCCAUGAGACACAUCAUUGACAUUGGAAAUGACUCCCUCAACACAAAGUUAAGACCCCAGACCGAGACGUCCACUGCCCCGGCUGCAGCUCAGAGCGGGGAGAAGGGGAGGCGAGACAUGUCAGCCGUGUGGAACUUUUUCAAAGUGAAUGAAAACGACAAAACAAAGGCGGAUUGCAAAUUGUGCUCAGCGAAAUUGUCCAGAGGAGGCUCAAAAGGUAGCGCAUUUAACACAAGCAAUUUAAUCAAGCACCUGAAAUCCCAACAAGAUAAUGAGUACAAGGAGUUUACCCACGCUUCUAGACCAACACAACCCACGCUGCAGCAAACUCUUGCAAGACGAGAGAAAAUGUCCAGAGACAAUCUACGUGCUGUGAAAAUAACACAGGCAAUUAUCGAGUACAUUGCAUUGAGUGACCAGCCACUCUCGGAGGUAGAAAAUGUUGGAUUCCUGCAUCUCCUCCAUGUUCUGGAGCCCAGAUAUGAUGUCCCAAGCUGCCACUACAUGACUGACACGGAGCUGCCUAAACUACACGAGUCCGUGAAAAAACAUAUCCACAGCCUACUGCAAGUCUCCUCUGUGUUUAGUUUCACCACGGAUAUUUGGACAAGCAGUGUUAGCCCCGUGUUGCUGAUUAGCCCAACCUCCCAGUGGAUAGACGAGUUUCACGCCGCAAUGAGCCAUUACAUGCCAAACAAUUCUGCGGCUCGCACACCAGCCAGGCUAUAG
Molecule: messenger RNA, 1536 nt
Organism: Neolamprologus brichardi
Lineage: Eukaryota; Metazoa; Chordata; Actinopteri; Cichliformes; Cichlidae
Source: RefSeq, a predicted model, not a curated record